Molecule: messenger RNA, 1330 nt
Organism: Lolium rigidum
Lineage: Eukaryota; Viridiplantae; Streptophyta; Magnoliopsida; Poales; Poaceae
Product: protein SET DOMAIN GROUP 41-like
Exons: 6
Coding region: 147-1205 (352 amino acids)
Molecular function (GO): protein binding
Source: RefSeq, a predicted model, not a curated record
CCACAGAGGACUCUCGUCUUCUCCAUCGCCGGGGCAAAUCACGCCGCCGUCGCGCCCCAUAUCAUCUCUCCGCGGUUGUGACCACGCUCUAUAGGGACCUGCGGUUUCAUCGUUCGGCGGUUACCUCGGUCUCAACAGGAGGACCCAUGGCGAUGGAGAUGAGAGCCCGGGAACCUGUACACAUGUCGGAGGACCUAACUCGGGCAAUUGCACCUUAUGCCGCCACCCUGCAUGAUUUGUUCCUCCACUCCCAUUGCUCCUCAUGUUUCAGGAACUUACCAUCUCAACCUCCACAUGGCUUAUCUUGUAUGACCUGUGGCUCUGUUCGAUACUGCUCCUUAGACUGCUUAAGCUCGGAUUGUGAAGCGCAUUCAUCCUCUGGUGAAUGUUGUUUCUUUGCGGACCACAUCAAGAUAGCAUCUCCCUCCUUUCUCACCGAAGGCACGAGUGAUCCCCGUGCUGCUCUUCGGCUUCUUUAUUUGCUUGAGAUACAUGGUCUUGUUUCGUCUGAUUCAAUUAACCAGGCCACCAGAAUCGGUGGGCUUUCAGCCAGUGGCAUUGGGGAAACCCUGGGAGAAGGCGGGGAGGUUGCCGAGAGGAUACUGGAGGGAAGCAUGCUGAUGUCAUCUGCCAGAAAAAUGAGGACGCAAACUUCUGUUGUUUCUGCCAAUGGUCUGACAGUAGAGACAGUGGCAUUAUGGGCAGUGAUGAUCAACAGUGUUGCUGUGCAGAUUAGUGAAGAGCGGGAUCUGGGGAUCGCAGUUUAUGGACCUAGUUUUUCAUGGUUCAAUCAUAGUUGCUUUCCGAACGCUUCUUACCGUUUUGUAUUGGCUCCACGUGAUGAAGAUUAUGUUUCAGACAAAUCAGAAUACCCUGCAGUCCCUGCUAGCAAAGAAGUAGCAGCAGAUGCGUGGCAUGCUUGGCAGUUUGAAGAUCAUUCUACUCAUGCACUCGCCAAAUAUGGCCCAAGAAUUGUUGUUCGUUGCACAAAGCCCAUCAACAAGGGUGAUGAAGUUUGCAUAACAUAUAUUGAUCUUCUCCAGACCAGGGAUGCAAGGCAUUCAGAUCUUUGGUCAAAGUACAAAUUCAUUUGUUCUUGCAAGCGCUGUACUUCAUCCCCAGAACCAUAUGUGGACUUUCUUCUGAAUGAACUUGAAUUCACCAGAGGAUGGUGCUAUGUCGGCAGCAGUGGAGGAUUUGAAUGAUAUCUUACAACAGGCAAUCUCUGUAUACUCAUUGGAUGAUGACCCUAAAGCUUGCUGUGAUAUGAUUGAAACCAUGCUUUCCAAAAAUUUGAUGGGUGAUUUGCAGCAAGUGGAAUAUUCACAAA